AUGAAAGAACUGGGGCUCGCCAAGCUCGGACCCUCCCCCGACACCCACGUCCCGGACCGGCAACAUCCCGGGGGCCUCCCCCGCUCCCGCAAGUGGAAACUCAUCCUCCUCUCGCUCCUCAUCGUCGCCCUCGUCCUCGCCUCCGUCAUCUCCGCCAUCCUCCUCGUCGGGCUCCGCACCAGAGCCUCCGGCGCCCCUCUGGGCCGCCGCCCGACCCAGGCCAUCUCCCGCACGUGCGCCAAGGCACGGUACCCAGACCUCUGCGUCGACUCCCUCCUGGACUUCCCCGGGUCGAUGGCAGCGAGCGAGCAGGACCUCGUCCACAUCUCCUUCAACAUGACCCUGCAGCACUUCGACAAGGCUCUCUACCGGUCCUCCGGCAUGGAUUACCUCCAGAUGGAGCCGAUCGCGCGGUCGGCGUACGACGACUGCAUGGAGCUCCUGGACGACUCUGUCGACGCACUCUCCCGGUCGCUCUCCGCCGUCGGGGGAUCCGGGUCGCCGGCGGCGGCUGAGGACGUCGUGACGUGGCUGAGCGCGGCGCUGACGAACCAGGACACGUGCGGGGAGGGGCUGGCCGACGCGAGGGGGGGCGUGAAGGAUCGGAUGGCGGAGGUGCUCAAGGACCUGGAGGAGCUGGUGAGCAACUGCCUGGCGAUAUUCGCGGCGACGGACGGCGGCGGGGAUUUCGCCGGAGUGCCAAUCCAGAACCGGAGGAGGCUGAUGGACGCGGGAGGGGGAGCAUCCAAGGACGGCACCGUCGACGGUGAGUAUCCAGAGUGGUUGGGGGAGAGAGAGAGGGAGUUGCUGGAUAUGCCGGCGGCGGAGAUACAGGCGGACAUAGUGGUGGCGAAGGACGGAGGGAACGGGUCGUGCAAGACGAUCGCGGAGGCGAUCAAGAAGGCGCCGGAGAACAGCAAUCGGAGGACCAUCAUCUACGUGCGAGCUGGGAGGUACGAGGAGGAUAACUUGAAGGUGGGGAGGAAGAAGAGGAACCUCAUGUUCAUCGGCGACGGGAAGGGCAAAACGGUCGUAACAGGCGGCAAGAGCGUCGCCGACAAGACGACCACGUUCCACACCGCCUCCUUCGCGGCAAGCGGAGCUGGUUUCAUCGCCCGGGACAUGAGCUUUGAGAACUCCGCCGGACCGGCCAAGCACCAGGCGGUGGCUCUCCGGGUAGGAGCAGACCACGGCGUGGUCUAUAGGUGCAGCAUCAGCGGCUACCAGGACACGCUCUAUGUCCACUCGAAUCGACAGUUCUUCCGCGAAUGCGACAUCUACGGGACGGUCGACUUCAUCUUCGGCAACGCGGCCGUGGUCAUCCAGAAGUGCAACAUCUACGCCCGGAAGCCCAUGGCCAAGCAAAAGAACACCAUCACGGCCCAGAACCGCAAGGACCCCAACCAGAACACCGGCAUCUCCAUCCACGCUUCCCAGAUCGUCGCCACUUCAGAUCUCGAGGCAUCUAAAGGGAGCUUCCCAACAUACCUCGGCCGGCCAUGGAAGAUGUACUCGAGGGUUGUGUACUUGUUGUCCUACAUGGGCGAUCACAUUCACCCCCAAGGUUGGCUGGAGUGGAACGGAGACUUUGCGCUAGACACGUUGUAUUACGGAGAGUACAUGAAUGAUGGGCCCGGGGCAGGGGUCGGGCAGCGCGUGAAAUGGCCGGGUUAUCGGGUCAUCACAUCCACGACAGAGGCGAGCAAAUUCACAGUCGCACAGUUUAUAUUUGGAUCUUCAUGGUUGCCGUCCACGGGGGUGGCAUUCGUGGCCGGACUAUCAACUUGAAGUGACACUUACAGGUGAUAUUGUGUUGUACUGAGAACCCACAUGCAUAGGUUCUCAUUUAUUUGCUGAGCUUAAAAUUUAGGUUGCUUUUCUCAUAUUUAUUCUUCCAAAAAAGAAAAUAUAAACAAGUGUAGAAAAGCCACAAUUCGAAAUGGCAUAAAUCCUUAGUAUUUACAUUUUUCAAUGUUCA
Messenger RNA from Rhodamnia argentea, 1978 nucleotides. Its product is annotated as probable pectinesterase/pectinesterase inhibitor 61. The record is from RefSeq and is a predicted model, not a curated record. Gene Ontology annotation, molecular function: pectinesterase inhibitor activity; pectinesterase activity. Lineage: Eukaryota; Viridiplantae; Streptophyta; Magnoliopsida; Myrtales; Myrtaceae. The transcript has 3 exons. Bases 1 to 1788 code for a protein of 595 amino acids. Gene Ontology annotation, biological process: cell wall modification.